Dentiscutata erythropus is the source of this 1614-nucleotide messenger RNA. The record is from the annotation of a GenBank genome assembly. NCBI's taxonomy places the organism in Eukaryota, Fungi, Glomeromycota, Glomeromycetes, Diversisporales, Gigasporaceae.
AUGCAUCGUUCGCCAUCACCCAGCGUUGGCUCGAUUCAUAGUUAUAGUGGCAACAGCUCAACCAUUCCUAUCGAGACUUCUAAAAAUCGACCUCCACCAAAUUCUUAUAUUAAAGCUCAUAAAAACAUAACUUUUUCUUUUCCUGAAAAUUCUACCACUUUUCAACAUGGUGCUCUUGGGGAUUAUGACACCUUUCUAAUUGGAAAUAUUCAUUUAAAUUAUCCAAAAGGUUGUUUAGUAAAAAAUGUAUUUCUAGAAUUUAAAGGAUCAGAGAAAACUUCUUGGUUUAAAUCUCAGGCUAGGACAAAAGCUGUUUAUAACGGUGAAUAUACUUUUGUCGACCAAUCAAAUAAAAUAUGGGAAGCUUUUGAUGAUUAUGCUGAAAUUCAAACCCUCGAUAUUCCUUUCAAGAUUCAACUUCCUUACAAUUUGCCAGAAUCUAUAACAACUGAUAUAGGUUCGGUUCGUCACGUCCUUCGUGCUGUUGUUACUGUCAAAGGUAUAUUGGGUAAGAGCAGUAACCAUGUUGCAAAGUUACUUUGUCCUCUAAAGCGCGUCCUCACUUUGGAUCACACCAUGUCAUCUCCUUACAAAAUCUGUGGUGAAUCUCAAAGUGGAAUUGAAUAUACUUUCAUGUUACCUCCGGGCAAACAAAUGAAUAUUGGUAGUUUCGUCUCGGUUCCAAUGUUGUUACGAUUUUUAAGACCUGAUGUUGGUGUAGAAAGAAUUGAAAUUUCUUUAAAAGCCUCUAUGGACUUUCAAUGUUCUGAUCACAAUGAAAAACGACAUUUAGAUCAACAGAUAACUGGAUUGGUCGUUUCGCGUUCGGAACUUCGUUUUAUGCAAUCUUCAAUGCCUCAUUAUAAUUAUGGUGAAUGCACUCACACUAUUAACCUUUUUAUCCCUCCCUCCACUCAACCAACUCAUCAAGGGAGAUUCAUUAAUAUAGCUUAUAAGUUGUCUAUAAAUAUUAGUCUUUAUGGUUGUGUGAGGGGCUUUCUCGUCGAAGAACAAGUUAAAAUUGCUAAUAUAGUAGAAAAGAAUACACCUUUGAAACGUCCUUAUUCUCCUUUGACUGAUAUGCCAAGUCCUACUGUUGUUGAUGGUGUUCCAGAUGAUUACUCUCAGUCACGUGUAUCUCUUGAUCAAACUCCUGGUACUCUUGCUUAUUCGCCUCAUAACUUACAAAUGAUGAAUCAACUUCGUCAACAACGUAGUCUUCCUGAAUUACCGCAAGGUAUUCGAUUUGAUGAUAAUCAUAGAGAUCAGUUUUACUCAUCUUUAGACCAUAAACGAACCUCUCCUUUUGAGGUUAAUAAUGGUUAUGACCGUGUAUAUGAUGGUUAUGCUCAACCUUCAUCGGAUACGUCAAGUUACAUUUAUCAACCAUAUAGCCCUUCUUCUCAACAAUCUCGCUCAGAUACGCCACAAACACCUCCAAGUAGCUAUUCAACACCUUCAACAAAUAUGCGCUUAGGUGAUGUCUGUUCUGAUACUUCUUCAAAUAUUUCUCCUAUGGGAUCUAUAUCAUCAGGUGCUGAGAUACCAAAUUCGUCGUUAACAUCCCUUUCUUUACCUCCAUAUUAUCGCCAUCCCUCAGCACAUCAAAAAUAA